Messenger RNA from Strongylus vulgaris, 687 nucleotides. The record is from the annotation of a GenBank genome assembly. NCBI's taxonomy places the organism in Eukaryota, Metazoa, Nematoda, Chromadorea, Rhabditida, Strongylidae.
AUGGUUGAAAGUCCGUCUACCGCUACGUUGCGACAGAGAAGACAACCAUUCAUUAGGAUAGAAUAUGCGAUUCAGAUUUCUUUGGGAAACAUCGUUUUUCUUGAAGCACCCAUCACCAUUGGAGAGUUAUCGACUCACGACUCUUCCAACGUAUUGAAACCGUUUGUUGCCGGACCUCAACCGAUUGAAGAGGUAGACGAGACUCAAAGGAUUGCCAUCGGAGGACCAUUUAUGUACACUCCCGUAUACACGAUGAAGUUGAAUCCGUCGAACGAGGCUAAACCGACGUCAGAUGGUGUGCCAAGGCAAGGACCAACAAAGCCUGUGACUGAAGAGACUGUAACUGAACGAACAGAGCUGUUGAAACAUAACGCUUCUGAUAACGAACCUGCGGAUGUUGCCGUUACCAACGCUGACGUUUCACAACAUCAAGAACAACAUGAAACAGAACAAGUUGCACAACAGGACGUUGCUGAAACAGCUGAUGAAAACACAGAUAGUUCGCCAGCAACGGCACAAAAUGCUGAUACAGUUGAGGGUGAGGAGACAACAGUAAUCACCGAGAUUACCAAGGAUAAUGGUACAAAUGUUAUUCGAACCACGACGAAAACAAAACAUCUCGAUGGAAGUGAGUCGACGAUGGUACAAAUACACACAACAACUGCAUCAAUAACUAUUGAAGAUUGA